UAAAAAAGCAGGAAGCCUACGUAGCUUUGCGACGUGUCCGGAAGCUCAUUAGCCAACAUGGCGGCGCAACAGGGUGAUGUUGAUGAACUGUUCGAUGUGAAAAAUGCUUAUUAUAUCGGUAGUUACCAGCAAUGUAUUAACGAAGCUCAGAAAGUGAAGCCUUCGUCACCAGAGAAGGACAUCGAAAGGGACAUGUUUUUGUACAGAGCCUACAUUGCUCAGAGGAAGUAUGCUGUUGUUCUGGAUGACAUCAAGACCAGCUCUCCACCUGAGCUGCAAGCUGUGAGGAUGUUUGCAGAGUAUUUGUCCAAUGAAAGCAAAAGGGAUGUUAUUGUUGCUGAUUUGGACAAAAAGAUGUCAAAGAGUGUGGAUGCUGCCAACACCACCUUCCUGCUCAUGGCGGCCUCCAUCUACCACCAUGAGACCAACUCUGAUGCUGCUCUCAGAACGCUUCAUCAAGGAGAAAGUCUGGAGUGUAUGGCCAUGACCAUUCAGGUGCUUCUCAGUCUGGAUCGUGUUGACCUGGCGAGGAAAGAGCUGAAGAAGAUGCAGGAGCAAGACGAGGAUGCAACUCUAACCCAGCUAGCCACAGCCUGGGUUAAUAUUGCUGUGGGUGGAGAGAAGCUGCAGGAUGCUUACUACAUUUUCCAAGAGAUGUGUGACAAGUACUCGUCUACUCUGUUGCUGCUUAAUGGCCAGGCAGCCUGUUACAUGGCGCAGAAUAAGUGGGAGGAGGCUGAAGGAGUGUUGCAGGAGGCUCUUGAUAAGGACAGCAGCCACCCUGAAACGCUGAUCAACCUCAUAGUGCUGACCCAGCAUCUGAGUAAAGCUCCUGAGGUCACCAAUCGGUACCUCUCCCAGCUGAAGGAUGCACACAAAGCCCAUCCAUUCCUCAAAGACUAUUUCACCAAGGAGAAUGAGUUUGACAGAUUAGCUAUGCAGUACGCCCCUGCAGCUACUGCAUAACACUUCUGCUUUUCUUCAAGAUACCUUGACGGUGAACUUAAAGAAAGCACAAAGAAGAACAUCCUCUUUCUCAUCGACUCAUAUUUGUGUUAUGUUUUUCUUGAACAUAUUGGCUGUAUUUAAUACUAUUUACAUGUCUUCUAAUCCAGUCAGCAGACAAAUGCAUCUCUUCAGUAUCUAUUGAAAUUUACAUUUCUAGCUAUUUCUCUGUAAUAAACAUUACUUUGAAAUGUUAAUAAAUGUCUGAAAUUCA
Nothobranchius furzeri (turquoise killifish) is the source of this 1219-nucleotide messenger RNA. It is a transcript of the gene cope, whose product is annotated as COPI coat complex subunit epsilon. Lineage: Eukaryota; Metazoa; Chordata; Actinopteri; Cyprinodontiformes; Nothobranchiidae. Gene Ontology annotation, biological process: intra-Golgi vesicle-mediated transport; endoplasmic reticulum to Golgi vesicle-mediated transport; retrograde vesicle-mediated transport, Golgi to endoplasmic reticulum. Gene Ontology annotation, cellular component: COPI vesicle coat. The record is from RefSeq and is a predicted model, not a curated record. Gene Ontology annotation, molecular function: structural molecule activity; protein binding.